CGCUGAGGACACACCACUGUCUUCAGACACCCAAGUAAGUUUGACCAAACCCUUUUUGUCGCUCAAAUGGUGAACAGAAGAAACGUGUCGUGGUACGACUCACGUCUACGCCCAGGAGAAAUGGAUUAUGAGUCAGAGAUGGACUUUGUUUCUGACUGUGGGGAUGAAAACUCAGAACUUCUCUCAGAAACUGAAGAGAUGGAAAAUGAUAUGUUUGAUGAAACAGAACAUACAUUUGAUACUGAGACAGAGUCUCUUCACUAUGAGACUAAAUUACCUGCUGAACUGGAGUUCUCUGGAUCUGAGACGGUCGACUCUGAUUCUGAGACGAUGGUCCCUAGACCUCAGACGGUUCAGCGGGAAUUAGCUGGUUUUAAACGCCCAAGAAAGCCACAACAACCCCUUACUUUCGCUGAAAUGAUGAACAGCACAGACAUCUCCUGGUACGACUUCUGUGUCAACCCUGUAAACAUGGAUUAUGAUUUAGUCAUCGACUUCGGUGAGGACGAAAAGUCAGAUCUACAGUUUAAAACUAAAGAGAUGAAGUCUCAGAUGACAGAACAAAUGUCUGUCUUUGAUGCUGAGAAAGAGUCUCUUCAGUAUGAGACUAAAUUACCUGCUGAACUGGAGUUCUCUGGAUCUGAGACGUUUGUCCCUAGACCUCAGUCCGUUCAGCAGGAAUUAGCUGAUUUUAAACACCAAAUUGAGGCAGAACAAACCCUUACUUUGGCUGAAAUGACGAACAGCACAAACAUGUCCUGGUACGACUUAUGUGUCAACAACGUAGAAGUGGAUUAUGAUUUAGUCAUUGACUUUAGUUCUGAUGGUGAGGACGAAAAGUCAGAUCUACUGUCUACAACUAAAGAGAUGGAGUCUCAGAUGGCAGAACAAACAUCGGUCUUUGGUGCAGAGAAAGAGUCGCUUCCUAAUGAGACUCAUUCAUCUGCUGAACUGGAGUUCUCUGGAUCUGAGACGGUUGUCCCUACACCUCAGACGGUUCAGCAGGAAUUAGCUGAUUUUAAAAGCAGGCAAAUCGAUGAACUUUUGAAACAAGUGGAUCAUUUGAAAGAAAAACUGCAGAAUACAAAUACUUGUUUCAAUCAGGAGAAGGAGAAGAGGCUUGCUGCAGAGAACCAGUGUGAAAAACUCGAGGAACGACAUUUGGACUUAGAAGCGAUGUUUAGCAGAGAAAAAGAUGAGAAAAUCAGCGUAGAACGGACGUUGACUGACAAGCUGGAGAAUUUAAAGGAGCAGCUUUCAGAAAAGAACGUUUUCAUCAAAAAUCUGCAAACAGAUUUAGAUCAAGAACGUCGGUUCAGACUCGUUAGUGUCCAGGAGCAGAAGAACGCCCAGCAUAAAGUCACCGUCAACGAGAACUUUAAGAAGGAGAUCAAAGAUCUUAAGAAAAGGACCGGUGACCUCUCUGAGUUGCUGAACAACAUUAAAACGGAUAUGAAUUACAGAGAGAGGAAACUUCUGGAAGAAAGAAGUGAUUUUAAACAUCAGCUCACACAGAAGGAUCUAAUCUGUGAAAGUUUAGAGAAACGUUUGAACAAAGAAAACGAGCUCCGCCUGACCUGUGAGGAAGAACUCAAAAAAACUAAAGAUCAAAUGAGUUCAAUGAACGGAAAUCUCAAGAAGGAGAUCAACGAUCUGACUCAGAGCAACUCAGAACUCAGAGAGAUCGUGGAAAACCUGACCGCUGAGAACGCCGCUACUCACAAGGAGUUGGCUGAGCAGCAGGAGAGCUUCAAACAUCAACUGCAGGACAAAUCUGUCGUCUGUGACCUUCUGAAACAAGUGGAUCAUCUGAAAGAAAAAGUGCAGAACAGAAAUACUUGUUUCAAUCAGGAGAAGGAGAAGAGGCUUGCUGCAGAGAACCAGUGUGCGCUUUACAAGGAGCAAACUAAAGAGAUGGAGAACGUUUUGGUUGAGCAGCAACAAAAGCUGGUGGCUUUAGAAAAGCAGUUACAGGAGCAGAAAAACGUGAAUGAAGACUUACAAAAAAUCUGCUCAGAUCUAAAAGGUGAGACAGACGAGUCCCGUUUUUCUGGAGUCUCGAGAGACGUUCUGAUCGAGAACUUUGAAAAACUGGAGCAACGACAUUUGGACUUAGAAGCGAUGUUUAGCAGAGAAAAAGAUGAGAAAAUCAGCGUAGAACGGAAGUUGACCGACAAGCUGGAGAAUUUGAAGGAGCAGCUUUCAGAAAAGAACGUUUUCAUCGAAAAUCUGCAAACAGAUUUAGAUCAAGAACGUCGGUUCAGACUCGUUAGUGUCCAGGAGCAGAAGAACGCCCAGCAUAAAGUCACCGUCAAUGAGAACUUUAAGAAGGAGAUCAAAGAUCUUAAGAAAAGGAACGGUGACCUCUCUGAGAUGCUGGACAACGUUAAAACGGAUCUGAAGAACAGAGACAGGAAACUUCUGGAAACGCAAAAUAAUUUCAAGCAUCAGCUCAAACAGAAGAAUCUGAUCUGUGAAAGUUUAGAGAAACGUUUGAACAAAGAAAACGAGCUCCGCCUGACCUGUGAGGAAGAACUCAAAAAAACUAAAGAUCAAAUGAGUUCAAUGAACGGAAAUCUCAAGAAGGAGAUCAACGAUCUGAAAAGGAGGAACACAGAUCUCAGUCAGAUGCUGAGAAGUGUUCAGGCUGUAGAAACUAAAUCAGACCAGAUGUGUGAGGAUCUGCAGAAGUUUAAGCAGCUGCUCCAUGAAAAAAUGUCCGUCUGUGAAGAACUUAGCAGCAGUCUGGACGUGGAGAAGCAGCUCAGAGUUAGCUACGAGGCUCAGCUGGACUCUAACAGGGCGAUAGUCAGUGAGAACUCAGAUCUUAAAGAGCUGAUCAAAGAUCUGACUCAGAGCAACUCAGAACUCAGAGUGGUCGUGGAGAACCUGACCGCUGAGAAUGCUGCUUCUCACAAGGAGUUGGCUGAGCAGCUGGAGAGCGUCAAACAUCAACUCCAGGAUAAAUCUGUCGUCUGUGAAAACCUGGAAACAGGUUUCACCAACGAACAGAAGCUCAGACUCCAGCUGUACCAGCAACUCCAGGAAACAUCUGGCCUGUGUGAGAGCCUGGAAAACCAGCUUAGAGACGAGCAGAAGAUCAGACUUGGUUUGGAGACUGAGCUCGCCCAAAACAGAGACGUGGUCAGUGCAGGUCACGAUGAUCUGAUGACCAAACUAGAACAGAUGGAGGAAAAAGAAACAAAACUCCGUAAAGUCGUCCUUGACCUCCAGUUAAAUCUGUUUAGAAGCAAAAAGCAGCACGAGGAAGAGUUGGGAAUCCUGAAGGAACAAGUCUCUGAACUCGAGUCACUGACUACAAAUCUGGAAAGUCAAAAUCUGAUCUUGAGACUGAAGACUGAACGUUUGAACCCAGAUCAGCAAACCGAAACGAUCAGUGAGCAGAACGUGGACGCUGCAGAAGGAAACGAGAGUCUUCCUGCUGAAAACGACUCUUUAACAGAAAGCCUCGAGUCCCAGAGAGACGCUCCGCACUCAGACACAAAAAAACAGGAAAAAGUUCGUGUGUGGAGGCAUUUCAAGAAAUUUGUAACCCCGGGAUGUCUCCGUCAGCACAAAAACAAACAACCUAGCAACGAACCUCCCUGCUAACAAAUCAGAAAAGGCUAAUUAGAAGACAUCCCAUCUCCUGGUGGCAGCGGGUAGCACUGUCCAGGAUGAAUGUGAGAAGUUAAGCCAGCCACUGCCUCCCCGAAGACCCUGAUGUUCUCAUUAUGAUUUUCUGUUUCAGAGAUGGGUGAACUUUCAAACAUGUAAUCCCCCGACACACAAAAAACAAAAACAAAAUAUAAAAAGCAAAUAAAUAAAUAAAUCAUAAACUAAAAUAAAAUAAAAGCAAAAAAAAAAAAAAAAACUCUCUAACUCUGCCACUGCCGGUCCCAAGCCCGGAUAAAAAAGAGGAGGGGAGAGUUUGACUUUCUAACUAUGUGACAAAAAACAGAUGAAAAUAAAUAAAUAUGUUUACAAGAGGGAAAAGGGGGGUCACCAACAUCAAUCAUUAUGGUUCAUUCUGUGAGAGUCAUGAAUGUGCACCCUAAAUUAGUAAAGAUCUGGAUGAAAGAUUUGUAAGAUACACUAACUCUAAAGUUUGACCUGACGGUGGCGCUGCAGGAAAGGUCAUAUCAUCACCAAAACCCAUUAAGGUUCAUAAUCUUGUGAUCAUUAAUGUCGUUA
This is a messenger RNA of Nothobranchius furzeri (turquoise killifish), 4194 nucleotides long. The record is from RefSeq and is a predicted model, not a curated record. NCBI's taxonomy places the organism in Eukaryota, Metazoa, Chordata, Actinopteri, Cyprinodontiformes, Nothobranchiidae.